This is a messenger RNA of Xiphophorus maculatus (southern platyfish), 2494 nucleotides long. RefSeq names its product gap junction Cx32.7 protein-like (gene gja11). Gene Ontology annotation, biological process: cell communication. Bases 634 to 1536 code for a protein of 300 amino acids. The record is from RefSeq and is a predicted model, not a curated record. The transcript is spliced from 4 exons. Gene Ontology annotation, cellular component: connexin complex. NCBI's taxonomy places the organism in Eukaryota, Metazoa, Chordata, Actinopteri, Cyprinodontiformes, Poeciliidae.
UUCAAACUGUCGCCUUAUUAAAAGAAAAACACAAUUUCCACUUUUAUGGGGUCAUCAAUUGUUUUCUACUUUGUUCGCCAAAUUUUUACCAUCCUUGACUUGUGGUCAGGGGCCGAACAAAAUCAAUUCAAGGGCCACAAAUGGCCCAGGGGCCACACUUUGGACACCCAAGGAAUUUUUUUUGACCAAAGUGAUUUACAGGUCAUCCAGUAUGACUGAGAUAUUCUGCAAUAUUUCAGCCUCCUGAUGUUAAAACCUGUUAGAAGAUCAUUCUGUAAAAUUACAAAUGCAAACAGCACUUUUUGGUUCAUUUUUUAAAUUGAAAAACACGUAUCAUAUCACAAUUAUGCUAUAAUUUGUGACAAAAAUAAUAAAAAAGUUGGUAUGAGUAGUUUUUACAAGGAAAAGUUGAACAAGUGAGAAAAGCUUCAUGUUUCUGUUGCUCACUUUCAGCUCUGGCUCCAGUGUUGUGGUUUGGACGGCGUCCUUCCAGAUAAGCCAGCGAAUUAACCGUGACACACUUUCUUCUUCACUCUCUCUUCUCGUCCUUUACUGCAGCAUUCGCUCUUUUCAUCCACAUUUCCUCCAUUUUUACAGUUUCUCCACCAGAAGGCGGUUUAGCUGCCAGCUGAAAUGGGAGAGUGGGACCUACUGGGCCGGCUGCUGGAGAAAGUGCAGAGCCACUCCACCGUGAUCGGGAAAGUCUGGCUCAUGGUUCUGUUUAUUUUCCGGAUCAUGGUCCUGCAAACCGCCGCUGAAAAGGUUUGGGGCGACGAACAGUCCGACUUCAUCUGUAACACUCAGCAGCCGGGAUGCGAGAACGUCUGCUACGACGUCGCCUUUCCCAUCUCUCACGUCCGCUUCUGGGUCCUUCAGAUCAUCGCCUUGGCAACCCCAAAGCUGCUGUACCUCGGCCAUGUCCUCCAUGUGAUUCACAUUGAAAAGAAGAUGAAGGAAAGGAUGAAGAACCAGGCAGAGCUGGACGACAAAGUGAGUCUCUUCCUCAGGAGGACCUUCAAGGUUCCCAAAUACACAAAAAGCAGUGGGAAGAUCAGCAUCCGUGGUCGCCUCCUCCGCAGUUAUGUCCUGCAUCUCAUUGCCAAGAUUGUUCUGGAAGCCCUGUUCAUUGUGGGUCAGUACUUUCUGUAUGGUUUCACCCUUGAGCCCCGGUACGUGUGCUCCCGCUCCCCAUGCCCUCACAAGGUGGACUGCUUCCUGUCCCGACCGACCGAGAAAUCCGUCAUCAUCUGGUUCAUGCUGGUGGCGGCCGUGGUCUCGCUCGCCCUCAGCGUCGCCGAGCUGCUCUACCUGCUCGUGAAGGCGGUGAAGGAAUGCGCGGCCAGACGGCAGGACUACACCGUCACCCCGGUGACGCCCCCGAGGUCGAAGAAGAAAGUUUUUCAGAAGCAAAGCGAGAUGAUCCAGAAUUGUGUCAACCUGGAUUUGGAGCUGCAGGGGAGGAAAUCAGGGAUGAACGGGACGGUAGGCGCUGUAGACAUGGCGACGGAGAGCAGCAUUGGGGAGGUCCACAUCUGAGUCAUCAAUCUGCGUUUUGUUUGAUCGGCAGACAGGGAAGUCUUGGUGAAGUAAAUAAAGUGGGGAUGGAGGUCACCAUCUUCCGUUCACAGAACAAAGUUACACAGAAUUACUUAAAUGAGUAAAAAAUGAAACUAAAAGCUUCAUUAUUUUAAAGGGGACCUGUUAUGCGUCCUUGAACAAGUUGGAAUGGGUCUCUGGGCUGCACCAAACAUGUUUGUUUACAUACACAAAUGAUUCUUAGAUAAUAAAUUUUAAAUGGUCACUUCUGCCUAUUUUUAGCUCCUUUCAGAAUGAGCUGUUUUAGGGCUCUGUCUCUUUAAAUCCAGACAAUCUGCUGCUGGCCACGCCCCCCCAUCUUUACGUUUACACUCACACGUGAAAAUGGCUGCAAACAGAGGCGCAACUAUAAAACCGUACAUUUUAAAUCUUGAGUCCAAACUAAACACUUGUCUUUUCCAAACAUGCUGGAGUUCUACUUGGUUGCUAGGUAACGGGGCUGGGCUCAGCUGGGGUUGCUAGGUAACGGCAAAGUGACUCAAGGUUGUGACUUAAUAAUUGUAAAGUUUUUGAAACGGCUCAUUUUCCAUGCAUCAAAAAACGUAUUGCCAGAAAAUGGCUGUUUUUUUUAAAGAACUUUGUUUUUAGAAGCAGUAGAGACCCAAACAGAAGUGAAUUUUUCAUAAUAGGUCCCUUUUAAUACAAAGAUCGUUUUUGUGGAUAUUAAUAAUUUUUAUAUUAGAAGUCUACAAUUUUACAAUACAUAGGUUUUAAAGAAUAUUUUUAGUGUUGCAUGUAUUGUUUUUAACUAGUCAAUUAAUCGCUAACUGAAGUAUACAGACUAAUGAAAAAACAUAUAUAUAUGCAUAUAUAACAUUUGAGAUAAAAACAGCUUUUUCUGUCAAAAUGUUUAACUCAAAACUCUUCACAUGGCCUAGUUUUAGCUUCACCUGGUUCA